CUUUCUGUCAGAAAUAAAAAUGAACAAUAGACCAUUGUACACAUUUUAAUCAAAACGAAAGUAUACUGUUUGUCCUAAUGAGCGUUUGCAUUACGAACGAUGUUAAAGUAAUUAUUACGAAAUUCUUUGGCGGAAAUGCAAUUAUUGGCAUCAAAGACCGAUAGAAGAUGAAGAAAUAUUUUAUUGACAAUAAAAAUAGAGGUCAUGAUGCCAAAGACCUCCUUACGCUUAUUAUGAAAGGGAUAAAAAUAGAGGUAGAGGAAAAACCAUAUAAACGUAACAAAAUAUAUGCAUAAAGUACACAUGAUUGAAAAAAAUAUAUAACAUCGUUGGCAUUGCAUUAGUCACGAAUGUAGACUGUAUCAAUUGUUAAAUAAUAUUAAGAUCGGCUUGAAGAUCUGUGAGAGAAGUUGACGUAGUAACGAACAGGUAAUUACACAUAUAAAUACUAGUUACUAAUUAAAAAGGUACAAUACUUUGCCCUCGCAUAUCUUUUUCUCUUUGUCAUCGCUUACGAAAACUUUCAUUGGAAUAACAAAAGUGAUAGCCAGUGAUUCAUUCAAGGCGAUGUGUCGACGAAUUUAGGUGUACCGCUCGUUACGGCGACUCGUGUGAGAAUGCGCUUUUUUCGCGAUGUACGCCUGCGCGAGGAUAAAACAUCAACAUAGGUGAUAAUAUUCUUUAACUAUGCCGCAAAGACAAACGUUAUCAUUACGUUAAACGUCGUAUAUUACACAAUUGACUUCAAUUUAUACUACAGCUAUCAUUACGUCUAUGCGAAAGGGUCGAUCCGUAUUUCUGAGGUACCCUAUAAGACUUUAGUGCGAUUUGAACUUUUAUUUCUCACUAUCCCCUAUUUUUCUCAAAACGUUAUUCGGAUGUUAAAUUUAAUAUGUGAAACGUCUAAUAACAGCACAUAAUCGAUGAAAUAAAAGAUCACGUACUUUCAACUGCCAGGUCACUGUGUCCUGCAUUUGUGUCAGGAUUGUGGUACGAAAUGGAUGUUAUCAUGAAAUAUUACAAUAUUAACCGUCUUCUCUUACUGGGCAUCGGAUUGUGGCCUUAUCAAAAGUAUACAUUCAACAAGUUUCACGUAAUAUGCGUGUUUAUUAUCUUGACGCAAGCCCUUGUUUUGCAGAUGACGACAUUCUUUACGACCGGUUUUAACAUUCCUUUACUUUUAGAAGUUCUCUCGACUCUAUUCAUAACUAUUGUUUUCAUCUUCAAAUAUAAUACGGUUUACUUGAAUAUGAACAAAGUAAAAUUAUUCUUCGAACAUAUCAAGUACACUUGGGAUACUCUCAAAGAUCCAGUGGAGAUUGAAAUAAUGAAGAAACAAACUAACAUCGGGCGGUGGUACACGAAACAUUUUAUGCUGACUAUGUAUAUAAUUACAUUCCUAUUUGUUAUGACGCAUUACGUGCCGCUUUUUCUGGACGUUGUAUUGCCAUUAUCCGAACCUCGACAGCGAAGGAUAUUGGUAAUCGGAGAAAUGUUCAUCGAUCAGCAUAAAUACUUUCACGUGAUAUUGUUAAAUAUAAUGAUAUCAAGCUUUGUCGGUAUGAGCACUGUAAUAGCAGCCGAAACUAUGCUGAUGGCAUUAGUGCAACAUACGUGCGGAUUAUUAAAAGUUACCAGUUAUCGAGUAACACGCGCUUUUGAUAACGAUUACUGUUCGGUUCUUAGACAUGGCAAAAAGUGUAUAGUUUGUAGCCGGUUAGCGAGCGCUGUGAAAAUCCAUAGGAGUGCUAUUUUGUUCUCGGAUUACAUACGAGAUUGUUUUGGAAUAUCCUAUCUUAUAUUGAUCUCGUUUGGUGUUGCUUCUUUAAGCAUUAAUCUAUACCGAUUAUCUUUGGUCCUCGUGAUGAACAAUAUUGACACACUUAUCAUUUCUGCAUUCAUCUGCGGGCAUUUCCUUUAUAUGUUUUGGUGCAAUUAUGCGGGUCAGGAGUUAAUGAAUCACAGUGCCGAAGUUUACUACCAGACAUAUAACGCACAGUGGUACAUGUCUGCUGUGCACGAUCAAAAGAUGUUAAUGUUGAUAAUGCAUAGAAGCGCUAAACCUCCUGUCAUUGGUGUUUCUAGUUUAUUUGUGGGUUCCUUGGAAGGUUUUGGAACGGUAAUUAAUCUAUUUGAAGUAAUUCUUGCAGAUAUAUCAAUAAUGAUAAAGAUACGUAAGGAUAUCAUUACUUUGCUGUUUACAAAAUUAAAUAUUUUACAUUAAAUACGUUUAUAUUAUCUUAGAAUUAAAGUUUAUUGCUUUUAAACAAUAAUAUGAUGCAUGACCUAUUUUAGCUCGUGAGUGCGUCUUUGAGUUAUUUCGCAGUGAUUUAUUCCGU
Harpegnathos saltator (Jerdon's jumping ant) is the source of this 2339-nucleotide messenger RNA. RefSeq lists its product as uncharacterized. The coding region runs from base 998 to 2224 and encodes 408 amino acids. The transcript has 8 exons. Lineage: Eukaryota; Metazoa; Arthropoda; Insecta; Hymenoptera; Formicidae. The record is from RefSeq and is a predicted model, not a curated record. Gene Ontology annotation, cellular component: plasma membrane. Gene Ontology annotation, biological process: detection of chemical stimulus involved in sensory perception of smell; sensory perception of smell. Gene Ontology annotation, molecular function: odorant binding; olfactory receptor activity.